AUGGCUUUCGACGAUAAGGAGAAGUACACGGCUGAUGUGUCGCCGCCAUCUCUAACUACCGAUGGUGACAUCGAGGUCGGUCAGACGGGACAAUUGAAGAGACAAUUAAAGGGCAGACAUAUGCAAAUGAUCGCGAUUGGUGGUUCCAUCGGAGCUGGUCUAUUCGUCGGCUCAGGCUCUGCACUUUAUUCUGGUGGUCCGGCUUCAUUGGUUAUUGACUUUAUCAUCAUCGGUAUCAUGUUGUUGCUUACUGUUAAUGCUUUAGGAGAACUUGCUGCUCUAUAUCCUGUCGAAGGUUCCUUCUACAAUUACUCUGUCCGCUUUAUUGAUCCUGGUUGGGGUUUUGCUAUGGGGUGGAACUAUGCUAUCAAUUGGCUCAUCGUUCUUCCCUUUGAGUUAACGGCUGCCGGUAUUACAAUUGGAUUUUGGACCGAUCCGGAUAAUUCUGGUAAUCCAUCAGUGAAUGUUGGAGUCUGGAUUACUAUUUUCCUCGUCAUGGUUACUGUUAUCAAUCUCUUCGGUGUCAAAGGAUAUGGAGAAGUCGAAUUUGUUCUCGGUUUAAUCAAAGUAGUAGCUGUCAUCGGCUUCAUCAUUCUCGGUAUAAUCAUCGAUUGUGGUGGUGUCCCUACUGAUAGCCGUGGCUACAUUGGCGCCAAAUAUUGGUCAAACCCUGGCGCUUUCCGCAAUGGAUUCAAAGGUUUCUGUUCAGUCUUUGUGACAGCAUCCUUCGCGUUCGGUGGAACUGAACUUGUAGGACUAGCUGCAGCAGAAGCCGACAACCCGAGGAAAUCAAUUCCUAAAGCCACCAAACAAGUCUUCUGGCGUAUCUCUCUCUUCUACAUCAUUUCGCUCUUCCUCUUAGGCCUCAUCGUCCCCUCCAACAACGAUAUUCUAUCAAAAGCUUCCGGAGGUCACACAGCCUAUUCCCCCUUUGUCCUCUCCUUCCGUCUUGCAGGAAUCAAAGUCCUACCCUCUAUCUUCAAUGCCGUCAUCACUCUCUCCGUCAUCUCAGUCGCCAACUCCUGCACUUUCGCCUCGACACGUACCAUCCAAGCUCUUUGCGCUAAAGGCAUGGGUCCAUCCUGGGGUGCAAAGGUCGAUAAAAGUGGCCGCCCAUACAUUGCCAUCGCCAUUUCCCUCGCUUUCGGUUUCCUCGCCUACAUAAAUCUUGCUCCUCAAGGCUCCACUAUCUUCACGUGGCUCCUUUCUCUCUCCGGUCUCUCCAAUUUCUUCACCUGGGGCUCUAUCUGCUUUGCUCAUAUCCGUUUCCGCAAAGUGUGGGCCAUGAAUGGUCGCACCAAAGACGAUCUUCCCUUCGCAGCUAUGUUCGGAACAAUCGGAUCAUGGAUUGGUCUUCUUCUUGUCUGCCUUUGUCUUGUUGCUCAAUUCUACGUCGCUCUCUUCCCCAUUGGUGGAAAACCAGAUGCACAAGCUUUCUUUGAAGCUUAUCUAGCUGCUCCAAUUGUUAUUCUCUUCUUCGUUGGGUACAAACUGUACUAUAAACAAUGGUCGGUUGGUGUUGAUCUCGACCAAAUCAAUGUUGACGAGGGCAGAAGGGAAAUGGAUUUGGUAGCAUUUAGAGAGGAGCUAGAUGAGGAGAGAAGAGUCAAGGCUGCUUGGCCUUGGUGGAAGAGACAGUGGGACUUCUGGAUGUAG
Sclerotinia sclerotiorum 1980 UF-70 is the source of this 1656-nucleotide messenger RNA. RefSeq lists its product as hypothetical. NCBI's taxonomy places the organism in Eukaryota, Fungi, Ascomycota, Leotiomycetes, Helotiales, Sclerotiniaceae. The transcript is spliced from 2 exons. Bases 1 to 1656 code for a protein of 551 amino acids. Gene Ontology annotation, cellular component: membrane. The record is from RefSeq and is a predicted model, not a curated record. Gene Ontology annotation, biological process: amino acid transmembrane transport. Gene Ontology annotation, molecular function: amino acid transmembrane transporter activity.